AUGAAGUGGAAGGUCCGCCCGGAUGUGGUCCUGCGGGGCCGACACGAGAACAAGAGCAAGGGGGCGCUCAGCGCCUUCUGGCAGGAUUACAAGAAGGUCCGGGUAGACUGGCGGGCGCGAGCGGGGAUGCGAAGAGAUCACUUCGAGCUCGCCCUCCAGCAUUACAUGAGAAUAGACGGACCCAGCCGCGACACCUGCGAGGGUCGCAUUCGAUACAUCUGGGAAACCCGCAUCCGAGACAACAGCCACCUCGGGGUGGUGGACGUGUCUUGUCAGCCGGCCAAGGCGAAGGAGGAAACUUUAGCAUGCCAGGCCUCCAACAGCAGACCGCACCCGGCUCGGGCUCUUCCCGACUCUUCUCUGACGGCAGCAGCGCCGGUGGCGCUAUAG
Messenger RNA from Ectocarpus siliculosus, 390 nucleotides. The record is from the annotation of a GenBank genome assembly. NCBI's taxonomy places the organism in Eukaryota, Phaeophyceae, Ectocarpales, Ectocarpaceae.